AAACAUGAACAAAGAGCAUAUCGUGAAUUAAUUACCGAACCAGUUAUAUUCACACCUGAUUAUAAUCAAGUUAUUAACCAUUCAGCAUUACCAGCUGUAAAAGAUGAAUUAUCAAUUACACUAAAUAUAAAUGUCUUAAGCCAUGGUCCUGAUGAUCUUGGUUGGCAUAUGGUUUUUUAUAAAGGUAGAACGGAAGCCAGCCGUACGCCUGCACUCUGGUUAAAACCGAGUGAUUCAACUCCGUGUUUACGUCUCUCGAUUACUGAUAAUUUUACCAUUGGAAUUGAUAUGGAUGGUUAUGGAUUAUUACUUAACCGAUGGUACCAUAUAGCGUACACGCUUUCAGACUCCGAAAAGCGAAUAUAUUUCUAUAUAGAUGGUAAAUGGGUUGGAUCUUUCAGUCUCAAAAAUCCUCAGAUAGAAUCUAUCAUAUUUAAUGAUGGUCCAUUAUAUAUUGGAGAUCACCUCGGAUGGAAUGGGAUUACUGGAAAAAUUAGCAAUUUUCGUUAUUAUAAUUUUCGUCUAUCUCACAAAGAAGUAUUAAUGGACUACUCAGGUAAAGAUCCGACAAAACUUAUUGAUGAUAAAUGUCCAAAUAAAUUUUUUGAUGGUUUAGGUAUUGGAUUUUUUUUUAGUAUGAUAGCAUUAUUAGUUUCUUGUCAGAAACAAGAAAAAAGAGCAUAUCGUGAAUUAAUAACCGAACCCGUUAAAAUCAAUUAUGACGAUAGACGAGUUAUUAGCCAUUCAGUGUUGCCAGUUGUAAAAGAUGAAUUGUCAAUUACACUAAAAAUAAAACUUUCAAACCUUUGUUCUGAUGAUUUUUGCAGAGUUUUUUAUAAAGGGGAUGACGAAACACCUAAACUCUUGUUAAAAUCGAGUAACUCAACCUUGUGUCCACGUCUAUCAAUUACUGAUAAUUCUAAUACUGGAAUUGAUAUUGAUGGUUAUGAUGGUAAAUGGGUUGGAUCUUUCAGUCUCAAAAAUAUUCAGAGUCAAUCUAUCAGAUUUAAUGAUGGUCCAUUAUAUAUUGGAUAUAAUCCCAAAGGCUGGCCUGGGAUUACUGGAGACAUUAGAGAGGUAUUAAUGGACUACUUAGUAAGAUUUCUUUUGAUUGACAUUCAUACAUUCGCUAGCAAUCAUUUAAGCUCACGGACAAUUACCGUAUUUCGCGAAUUUUCAUAG
This is a messenger RNA of Cetraspora pellucida, 1182 nucleotides long. The record is from the annotation of a GenBank genome assembly. Lineage: Eukaryota; Fungi; Glomeromycota; Glomeromycetes; Diversisporales; Gigasporaceae.